UUUUUUUUGAAAAAUGAAUGGUAUUCUAUUAAACCCUGAUUAAUUGUGAUUAUGGGGUUUCUUACUCUUUUGUUUUAUUUCUACUUUUCGUGUUUCAUGCUCUUGAUUUUUUUAUUUCCUUUCAUUUCCCAAUGCAAUAGACUCAAACAACAGUGAAACGGGGCUGCUCCAACAAUGUCGGACCAUUCCGAUGAACAACACUCCUUCAGAACAAUUACCACUGCUUUCAUUCCGUUCAUUGGAGACGAUGAUUCUGAUGAUUCGGGUUCUGACUUCGUCUUCAGCAUCGAACCUACUUUGCUCAUUGACCCUCAUUGUUUGAAGAUUGGUGAAGUUAUUGGGGAAGGUUCAUGCUCCAUUGUCUAUGAAGGAUUGUAUGAUUAUCAGCCUGUCGCCGUGAAGAUUAUACAGCCAAUUAGAGCAUCAGCUAUAAGUCCUGAAAAGAAGGAGAGAUUUCAGAGGGAGGUUACGUUGCUAGCUAGACUGAAUCAUGAGAACAUUAUUAAGUUCAUUGGUGCUUCCAUAGAGCCAACAUUGAUGAUAAUCACUGAGCUUAUGAGAGGUGGAACACUCCAGAAGUACUUAUGGAGCAUCCGGCCAGAGACCCCAGAUUCGAAGUUUUCCUUAAGUCUUGCUCUAGAUCUAUCACGAGUAAUGACAUACCUGCAUUCAAAUGGCAUCAUUUAUCGCGAUUUAAAGCCAAGCAAUCUACUGCUGACAGAAGACAAGCAACGGAUUAAACUGGCAAACUUUGGGUUGGCUAGAGAGGAAAUAUCUGGUGAAAUGACUACUGAGGCUGGUACUUACCGUUGGAUGGCCCCUGAGUUAUUUAGCAUAGAUCCAUUGCCUGUUGGAUGUAAGAAAUGCUACGAUCAUAAGGCAGAUGUCUACAGCUUCUCAAUAAUUCUUUGGGAAUUGCUGACCAACAAGACUCCAUUCAAAGGCAGAAAUGACAUAAUGGUUGCAUAUGCCGUAGCCAAGAACAUAAGACCAUGUCUUGAAGAAAUCCCAGAAGAUAUGGCUCCUCUAUUGCAGUCAUGUUGGGCUGAGGAUCCCAAUAGCCGUCCAGAAUUUACAGAAGUCACAGAUUAUCUUAGUAAUCUUCUUCAAUCAUUUGUCUUAAAAGAAUCUUCACUUCCUAACAUGGAUGACAAAACAGAGGAGAAGGAGGAGGAGGAGAAGGUCAAGUGUAGAUCAAACACAUCGUUUUCUCAGAGAAAGAGAGAGCCAAAGGCUGGAAGAUAUAGAAACUCUUCAUUCUGCUUCAAAUGUUGCCACAACUCCUGCUUGUCUGAUUAACUGACAUAUUUGGCAAAUAGAUGUAAAUGGUUGGCUAGGUUUCAUGAUGUCUUUUGUAACUACAGGUUCAUAGGAAGUGGGUUGUUACACAGAUUCAGUUUUGUAAGACACACUGUAGAUAAAGGAUAGACAAACGAAGAACAGGGAGAAAGAUAAUAUAGCAGCUUUUGAUCAACAUGAGGCUUUUUUUUGCUUUCUUUUGAAA
Cucumis sativus (cucumber) is the source of this 1504-nucleotide messenger RNA. RefSeq names its product serine/threonine-protein kinase STY13. Gene Ontology annotation, biological process: protein phosphorylation. The record is from RefSeq and is a predicted model, not a curated record. Gene Ontology annotation, molecular function: protein kinase activity; ATP binding. The coding region runs from base 175 to 1299 and encodes 374 amino acids. Lineage: Eukaryota; Viridiplantae; Streptophyta; Magnoliopsida; Cucurbitales; Cucurbitaceae. The transcript has 6 exons.